This is a messenger RNA of Monosiga brevicollis MX1, 1011 nucleotides long. RefSeq lists its product as uncharacterized. Bases 1 to 1011 code for a protein of 336 amino acids. The record is from RefSeq and is a predicted model, not a curated record. Lineage: Eukaryota; Choanoflagellata; Craspedida; Salpingoecidae. The transcript has 2 exons.
AUGAUGGAGGGCAAUCAACUUCCCAUCCGCCCCGAGGCGCACGCCUGGUGGGAUUUUCAGGACACCGUCAACCUGCUGGUUCUGCGCACACUCAACGCUUUGCCCGUGGAUAUGAGCGCCUUCUUCGACUUUCCUGGCGAGGAGCGGGCUUGGACUGAGCUUCGCGGCCUCCCCAUGAUUCGUGACACCUUCUUCAGCUAUGCCCUCUUCUUCCUCACUGCCUGUGUGCUUUUGGCCGGAGCCUGGGUGCUGGCCUUUACCUUUUGCAAUCUCGUCUGGCCUCAGUUCCGUGCUGUCCAGCCCGCCCACAAAAAGUGGUACGUUAUUGCCAACCUUUCCAAGGCCCUCAUCUUGGGUGGUCAAGCCUGCAGCCUGGCCUGGUGGUACUAUUCGUACCUGCACUACCGCUGCACGACCCGCUCGCUGAGUGACAUCCUGCCCGUCGACGACCUGGGCCCCUGUGACUUUGACGCCUACACCUAUCAAGAGACCUGGUCCAAGACCGUCUCAGCCACCUAUGUCAUCACCGACUUUUUGGCCCUCUUUAUUGUGCCCAAGCUGCCAAUGUCCACUGUCAUCCACCAUGUCUUCACAACCAUCUUCGUCACGCUUCUCUUUGCCUUACCACUGAGUGACUACCAAGUCGGCCAAAAACUGCUCAUGUAUGGCUUCUGGAGCACGUUGUCUUUCCCCGUCAACGCCUUCCUUGCGCUCCGCGUCGUCCAUCCGGACUCACGCCUACUCAAGUACUUUGCUCGCUUCAGCGCCGCUCUCUACGCCACCUGUUGUCUAUUUAACUGGUCCAUUCAUGCUUUAUGGCCCAUCGACGGCCUCUACCUCCAGCCGUCUUGGGGAUUGGUGGACGGGAUCGUCAAUCUGAUUUACCUCAUUCUCAUUGCCGGCCUUGUUCAAGAUGACCUCAAGCUCUUGCAAUGGCUUGUGGCCUUUGAGCCGUCUGCCUCGACACCCAAACACGACAGCACUUUGAUUCGCGACAAAAAGCGCGCGUAA